GCCUUCCGAAAUAUGUCAUCCCAGUCAAAAUUGUAGUGUAAAAUAUCCGAAAAAAUUAUUCAUGUUACAAAAUUUUAGUUCAGUGUUUCAAUAGUUGUGGGUUUUAUUUAUCAAAAUGUCUAAAAAACCGUUAGGGCCGGGGCCCGGCGCCUACAUGCUGCCGACGACGGUCGGGUUCCCGAUGCACGACCCGUCGCGCGACCGCGCGCCCAUGUACUCGUUCGGCACGCGAGCAGACUGCCGCGUCAAGGCCAUCGGCCCGGGCCCCAGCUACCGAAUCGACCGGGUCACGCGCGACGGUGUCGUCUCCUCACCUAAUUGGAGCUUCGGGUCCAGAUUCCCAGUUCGAUCCACGCUCCGCACGCCAGGCCCGGGCGCCCACGCACCCGAGCGCUGCCCGCCGCAGACAGCCAGAGCCCCGCAGUACUCAAUGGGCGCGCGACUCGGCUACGCCCUGAAGCGGAUGGUGCCUGCGCCCAACGCCUACGCGCUACGCCUGGGCCCCGGCACGCCCGCCUGGUCCAUGGCCCCGCGCUCCGGCUACAACCUCAAAUCCAAAUCGCCGGGACCCGCCGUUUACUUCCAGCAGAAUACCGAUGUUUACAAGAAUAGGCAACCUAUUUACUCGCUGGGUGCGCGGUUGGGCUUCCAGAACCGCCUCAAGACUCCUGGACCUGCGGCCUAUCCACCCAACCUCUACAACACUAAGAAGAAUCCAUACUCGUACUCAUUCGGCAUCCACCACGGAGCUUAUGCGCCACCUAUGAUCGUCAAAGAAGACACCAUGGACUGUCUGUGAAAAGUAGUCGUGGGGAGACAACUGCUACGAAAAUAAAUUGUUGAACCGGCUGAGUUCGUCAUGCGACGCUGGGUCUUCUUUUCAUGUUCCAUACCUACCACGGCAGUAGGUACUUGCCAGAAAGUACAUAAUACUUGGGUACCAAAAUGUAAAGAGGAAGACCAUAUCAGCUGAGAAGAGAAAUACCUAACUAUUACAAAGGAUUGAAAUAAUACCCACACUAUUUCUUCUUUUUUCAGAAUUUAGUUCAAUGAAACAAAUUUCAAUAUUACCUAAUGUUGAAUGCAAUUCCAUUGACAUGCACGUUUUGGCUAAUAUGAAAAUCGAAUAUAUUGUGGAAUUGAUUUUAUUAGGUACCUACCUAUCCUAAAUGAUCUAGAAAUGGUGAUUGUGACCGUGAGCUGCUGUUGAAAAAACUCCGGAGCCUUAAGAAAGUAUAUUCGGAAACAGCAUCUUCAUUUUAAAAGGGUAGUUAACGUUUCUCUAAACUCUUUGAAAACGCAAUUUUUUGUGCAGAGCAAGACGUGGCAAAUUGUAACACUGUUAAUGGAAUUGUAAAACUUCGGUUUGUACAGUGAAAGUGGUUGGUUUCCAAAAUUAUCAUGUUGUUUGUUUUUGGAAAAUGUUCUUGUGAUAUAAAAAUGUGAAAAAGUAAAUAUAAAAUGUUGAUAUUAA
Molecule: messenger RNA, 1474 nt
Organism: Leguminivora glycinivorella
Lineage: Eukaryota; Metazoa; Arthropoda; Insecta; Lepidoptera; Tortricidae
Product: outer dense fiber protein 3-like
Exons: 6
Coding region: 116-799 (227 amino acids)
Cellular component (GO): cytoskeleton
Source: RefSeq, a predicted model, not a curated record